This is a messenger RNA of Micropterus salmoides (largemouth bass), 5240 nucleotides long. It is a transcript of the gene oprd1b, whose product is annotated as opioid receptor, delta 1b. NCBI's taxonomy places the organism in Eukaryota, Metazoa, Chordata, Actinopteri, Centrarchiformes, Centrarchidae. The record is from RefSeq and is a predicted model, not a curated record. The coding region runs from base 949 to 2160 and encodes 403 amino acids. Gene Ontology annotation, molecular function: G protein-coupled enkephalin receptor activity; neuropeptide binding. Gene Ontology annotation, biological process: G protein-coupled opioid receptor signaling pathway; neuropeptide signaling pathway. The transcript is spliced from 3 exons. Gene Ontology annotation, cellular component: neuron projection; membrane.
UGCUUCAACAAAUUUAAUACCCAAAAGCAUAAAUGUUUUACAAACCAAUAUGGCGACACAGGACCUCUUUAAUCCGGAGAUGAGAAAUGUUCCAGAUGCAUUAAGAACCAUUAGAGAAAAGAACAUAGCCUGUUGUAUCUGGUUAAACAUGAGCAGCAUUGAUUAAAUAUUGACCCACAGCAAAUACAGAGUUCUCAAAUGAAUGUGCCUGCCUGUUUCAUGCCUGCAUCAAGAUGUUUGCUCAUACAGAUGCAACACAAUUACAUGCACAAUUACCCAGGUGGCGAAUGUAAAGGCUAACAAGACAAUUUGUAGGACUUCAAAAUCCACACCCUUGACUGCUGCUACAGGAUAUCAAAACCAUCAUAAAUAUUUCAUCAGCCUUGCAACUGGCUAAUUAUUACAUCUCUCAUGCGGUUUAGUUAGACAAUUUCAAGGAGGUGACCGCUUGGUGAGAGCAGUCAGUCCUAAUGGAGCUCCGCUAACACAGGCCACAGGACAUGGAGAGUGGGAGAAGAAGUACCUCAGGGUUGAAGGCAGGCAGCAAUAAGAGGAAUGGCUCAAUAAAAGAAGACAUGACUGAUUGAGCUGUAAAGAUAUAACUAUGACAGAUGCUCAGAUUGGGUUUGACUGACAUUGUUUGAUGAGCUGCUGGUGGGUAGUGGACUAAGAAUCUGUUACUUGGGAUAAUAGGGAGAAUUAACAAAAACAAAAACAGGAUGUGAUGAAGCAUUAUAUGUCAGAGCUAAUUAAAGCACACAAAUGGAAUCCCUUUAGGCAGGGUAAGGAUUGGGCAGGGAAACAGUUUCCUGGCAUCUUGCUUUGUGCACAAGUGCGCAAGGGAGCGCGCAGAGACACACACAGAGAGAGAGAGAGAGAGAGAGAGAGAGAGAGAGAGAGAGCGCAAACCUCCUAGGCGCCUCAUUACAAAUUUGCAGUCCAGGUUCCAUGAGCUGCUGUGUACCGGAUUUCUUUUGGAAAUCUGACUUCUUGGCGCGCUACGAUCUCAUCUGGAUUUUAGAUAUGGAGCUACCCACUCUUCCUCCAGACGCUCUUGGUGAUUUUAACGAGCGCUACUCCUUCUCCAUAACUCCUUUCAAUGUUACGUUCUCUGAGGAUCUGCUGCGCGUGCCAUCAAAGAGCAACGAGACCGACGGGGCUGCAACAAGGAACACUACAAGUCUCAUCAUCGCAGUUUGUAUCACGGCUCUCUACUCUCUCAUCUGUGUGGUGGGACUUCUGGGAAACCUGCUUGUAAUGUACGGGGUGGUUAGGUACACCAAAAUGAAGACCGCCACGAACAUCUACAUCUUCAACCUGGCUCUCGCCGACGCUCUCGCCACCAGCACCCUCCCGUUCCAGAGCGCCAAGUACCUGAUGAGCACAUGGCCCUUUGGGGAGGCGCUGUGUAAAGUGGUCAUCGCCAUCGACUACUACAACAUGUUCACCAGCAUCUUCACGCUCACCAUGAUGAGUGUGGACCGCUACAUCGCUGUCUGUCAUCCGGUGAGGGCCCUGGACUUCCGCACGCCCGCCAAAGCCAAGCUCAUCAAUGUCUGCAUCUGGAUCCUCUCCUCUGCUGUUGGAGUCCCUGUGAUGAUCAUGGCUGUUACCAAGGUGACAGAAAAAGGAACCACUGCCUGCAUGCUCAGAUUCCCCAAACCUGAGCGGUACUGGGACACAGUGAUGAAAAUCUGCGUGUUCAUCUUCGCCUUCGUGGUUCCUGUCCUGGUCAUCACCAUCUGCUACGGUCUGAUGAUCCUGCGGCUCAAGAGCGUUCGUCUGCUCUCGGGCUCCAAAGAGAAGGACAGGAACCUGCGCCGGAUCACCCGCAUGGUCCUGGUGGUCGUGGCAGCCUUCAUCAUCUGCUGGACCCCCAUCCACAUCUUCAUCAUCGUGAAGACAAUGGUGGAAAUUGACCACAAGAACCUCCUAGUGAUGGCCAGCUGGCAUCUGUGCAUCGCGCUGGGCUACACCAACAGCAGUCUCAACCCCGUGCUGUACGCCUUCUUGGAUGAGAACUUCAAAAGGUGCUUCAGGGAUUUCUGCCUGCCCUAUCGCUCCCGUCUGGAACAGAACAGCUUCUCCAGAGCACGCAAUAGCACAAGGGAGCCUGUGUCUGUUUGUGCUCGUGCGAUGACAGAGAGACCGCCGGCCUGACUAGGCAUGGGUCAGUGGAGGGGGGGGGCAGUUCAGGAUGACCUCCAGACUGAGGUCACACAGUUUUCCACCACAGGAGUCUGAGUCUGCAGAUGCAGGCUUUUGACCUACCAUGUAUGUACAUUACCAACUGUGUCAAUAUCCCAUUAGUUUUGUGACACAGAAUUCUUUCAGGAUUGUCUUUUCAGGAUGAUCACAAACAUGCCUGUGUGUGCCAGUGUAUAAGGAAAUGGAUUCAAAUGUACAUAUCUUCUUGAACUGUGUAUAAAGCAAAAUAACAAUGCAACCAAGUAAGCAAAGACAUACAGUGCAGCCAGAACGUAUUGGCAUAGAGAUGUGUUUUUCAUUGCUUUGGUUCUACUUCUGCACAAUAAAACAAGUGCUUAUUGUAAGGGGUUUGUAGGUCUUCACAUCCAUAUUAGGUGAACAAUGUAGGGCUCAUAGCCCUGUGUAUACAAAGUCCCACAAUGACCAGAUUAUCAGGAAGGACACUGAUCCUAAACACAAAGUCAAGGCCACCAAGGACUCUUUUUAUGGCCAAACAGUGGCCGAUGUUUGAUUGGCCGAGUCAGUCACCUGACCUCAAUCUAACAUAAUCAUAGACUUCACUUGAUGAAGACCAGGCUGACUCCAAAAAUCCCCUGUAGCAGUGAGAAGUGAUGGUGGCUGCAGCACAGACUUGGCAGAGUGUCAACAAGGAAGAUACUGCUGGGCUGCAAUUUUGGCCACUUGUGGGCUGCAAACACAACACUGACAUAUUAUAACAUUUCAACUUGAUAUGACAAACUGUUUCGGCCUGCAAUGACUCCUGACAUAAAUAGCUGGCUCUUCAGCUAGUAAAUGCUCCACUGUGUUCACCAACUGUUUCUGUCUACUGUUUGGUACUGAGCAGGUACAGUUCAGUGGGUUUUUAAAACAGCAGUGGGUGAACAGGGACAACACUCUUUGAGCAGUGAGAGUGAACCAAAACAUUAAAGUUGCAGGCCCUAAAACCAAAACAAUUAGCUUAAAGACACUAUAAUGCUUCUUACAGCUGAGGGGAACUGCAGAGUGGAGUAAUUAUUGUCUGUGGAUUUGUUACUAUGAGCGACUCCUGUUACAUUACACAUAGUCAUUUGACCCAUUGUUAAUAUAAAAAUAUUUCAUAUAGCAACUUUAAAAGCUGGAUUUGCUUUAAGUCAGGAAUUUAAUUUCACAUCCAGUGUGCUGAGCCAACUCAAUGGAAAAUGUUCCUCUGUCUUAAUACUUUCUGAAUGCACUAUAUAUCUAGACUGGUAAUAGUAUUGUCACUCAACCAUAUUGGGAAGGUAAUGAGAAUCCAAAAAUGUGAAUGAAAGACAAAGGGCACAAAUAAUUAAAAAUAAUUUCAAAGGAAGUGAAAUUCUAUAUGACUAUGGCAACAUCCAUCACAUUUGUCAUGGGAGAUGCUCAUGAAAAACAUCAAAUAACAUGAAAAUAAGGCCUUCAUGAUUAAGCCGAGAUGACUGGCGCUUCCAGGAUAUCACCGUUCAGCUGACUCAUUGUUUCCACUCCUCUAGCAGUUAGGCUGCUCUGUUCUUUUGCACAACUAAAACAUUCAGCUGACAGUAGACUGAGGAGCUGAAGGGGAAAGCGGGGCCACUGUUUCAACUCAGAAUUGUGACUGAAUGACCUCAAACUGACAUGGAGGCAAGUCUGAAUGGGAUCAAAAGCAUUAGCAAGCAACAAGAAGCUUCCUACGCAUAUUGCAGCUAAUGGACUCUUUUCCAUUGAUGAUCAUCGGACAUUUUCAGGAGGAGAUUAAAGUGAGGAAGACAUGUUUUGCACAUUUUGGGAGUGCAGUCAAAUUGAUGCCUCUCAUCUUGCCACUGCAGCAAUGCAGUUUUGCUUAAAAAGGCACCUACAGUACAUAUAUCAAGUGUAAAGAGAAUAUUGUUCUGUAACAGCAAAUUAAGUGACAAUGUGGUGUACUUUGUUUCAAUGUGCUGUCAAGCUGUUGUAACAUUAAGCUUCACUUGUAACCAGUUAGUGAAAAUAAACUACGUAUUUACACUAAGUGCUAUAAAUGUUAGGUGAAGCAUUUUAAAUCUUUAAAAAAAAAGAUUGUUCCGGUCUCCUGUAUGGACUAUCUCUAACGUUUUUUUAAAACGUUUAAAAAAAAAAUCUCCAUCACUGUAAGAAUUUGCAAAUGUUUUCUGCAGUGUGGGCAAAACUGUGUUUAACUGAAUGGAAAUAUCUACCGUAAUGCCUUAUUCAGCAUUAUGUUUGAUUCUUUUUUGCAAAUAGUAAAUUGUUUUGUAGAGUAAGGUUCUGAAUCUUUAAAUGUUUUUGUUUGUUGUGUUUCAGCAGAUCCAGUAUAUAAAGUACUUUACUGUAUAGAACUGCUUUUGAAAACAUGAGGUCUUAUGGAAUAAUUUGUAUCUUUCAAGUGCUUUUAAUUGAAAUAUUGUUGUAAAUAACUUUCAGUUUUAAUCCAAUAUUUAGAUUUCCGUGCUUGUUAUUACAGCUGUUGUUCACAUUUAUACUCUUUGUAAAAGCCAGUGAGGCCUCAUGGAGUUAGACAUGUAAUUUGUUGGUACAAUCAAAAAUGAAUUAUUGAUUAGGGGGAAUGUUGAUGACCCCAUCAACCAAGGGCCUCUGACCUAGAAGCCUGAGCUGGUGGUCAGAGGCCACCGGUCACAGGUACAAAUCAGACAUGUUUAAAGUGUGUGUGUAAAUGUAAGUGACUAAAUGAAAGCACAAUAUGAAAUAAGUCAGGGGUUAUACUGGGGCUUCUGGCCACCAGAUGCCCUGAGAAUUAGCUCAUUUUACAGUGUAUCACUCGUAAUGUAAAUAAAUAAAUAAAUAAUAAUAAAUAAUGUAAAUCAGGCCAGUGAUAUUUUAUCUUUGUUACUGUCAACAAAACCUUUGAAACAACAAUAUGUUAAUCCAUCUAUCAAUACUUUCUGACUUCCACAGCUGGUCUGUGGCUCUUAUACCCAUGACUAUUCGCUCCUCCUUAAGAUCUAAACAAAUCUAAACAGGUCAUGAAUAUAUACUUUUAUUUUAAAAUAAAAAGCUUGAUAUUUUCUGGCCAUUGUAGUUUUUAAGCACACUGUUCU